Molecule: messenger RNA, 1404 nt
Organism: Ostrea edulis (European flat oyster)
Lineage: Eukaryota; Metazoa; Mollusca; Bivalvia; Ostreida; Ostreidae
Exons: 2
Coding region: 187-525 (112 amino acids)
Source: RefSeq, a predicted model, not a curated record
UUCGACACUUGAGAGACUGAAGGUUUUUGUGUAUUAGCCUUUAAGUGGUAUAUAAUGUAAUCUGAUUUAGAAUUGUCUCUCGACAUCUAUAUAGCCUGGAAACUCGUGAAAAAGUCUUCAGAACCCACGACACACGAUUAGUAAACGCACGACAAGGAAUUUUGUUCCUGUACCAAAGUUUUGACAAUGGAAUCUAUCUCCGCAACCGACAGAAUUAACGCUGCAUUCGCUAGCCUGCAGACAGAGUUGAGAGAAAUCAGAACACAAGACAUCAGUCUGAUGAAGCAACUGAUGAGUAUCAAUGAUUCAAUCCAGCGACUGUCUAGGAAGAAGAGCGACAAGUCACGUGCCAGAAGGAUGACACGCAAAAUUUCCCGCAAACCAGCCUUGACGGAAAUUGCGGACGAGGACCACACAUUCAGUAGAAAGGAUGAGAUUACGCUCUUGACCAACGUUAAACUGUGGAAAUAUUCCCAGUCUGAUGAGUCGAGCUCGGGAUCGGAAUCGGAUAUCCUUUUCGACUAGACCUUCUGGUUCACAGCCCAUUGAAUCAACAUACCUCAUUUGACGACGGUCUCUCUAUACACUGCUGCUACAGACAUUAUUUUCUCGACAAAACAGUUUUAGAGAAAUUGGACCAGAUUGAGAACAUUCGGUAUCAUCAUCAGACUUUGUCUUCGUUUGUGUUUUUGGUUUCUCUCUCGUCAGCUUUCAUUGAUGAAAGUUGGGUUUCGUAUUGAAGGUCGACGACAGGGUGCCAAACUGUGGUAGCGAUACUGCCGUUAUUUCUAAGUGGUUUAUUGUCCAUGUGCAUGUUUGUAAGUGUUUUCUGAGAAAAAGUGUGAAUGCUUUGGAGCCGUGUCCAAGAAAAGUUUAUUUUUCCUGGAUACAAUUCAAAUUUGUCGGUUUCAACGAAGUUUUACAACGAAUUCAAAUAUAUGUCCACACAUGUGCAAUGUGAGUGUUUUCAUGUUUUGGUCGUUUAUGGUAGCUUUUAUCAAUUUGGAAAAAAAAAUUUAUGGGGGAGAGAAUUAAAAUCUUUUUGUUUUAAAUUUUGAGAAAUUUUAUAAUUCUAAAUACUAAGUAUGUGAAUAUGGUUAUACUAUUCAUUUCUGCCUUUGUUAUGGGUUUUUAUGAUAACGUUACAGAUAAAUUUACAUGUAAAUUCGUGACAUACAGUGUGAGAAGUUGAAUUGUCUAUCCAAUAUUGUAAUAGAUUCUAAAGACGAAAAAUUGUGCAAAAAUUAUUAUUAAAAAUAGUAUUAUAUAUAUAUAUAUAUAUAUAUAUAUAUAUAUAUAUAUAUAUAUAUAACGUUCAAUGAACAGCAUCAGGAAAAAAAUGAUUUUGGGGGGAUAUGAUUUACUAUAAUUGUUAAUUCUGAAAUAAAGAAAUGAGAACUUUUA